GCCGGGGCGGGAAAAGAAUCCUGUUGGAGGGGCUGAGUUGAUGAAGGCAGGAAUUUGGCCAUCCGGCUUCUCGCCCUCUGGCGGCUCCAAACGGCAGACCGACUUGCUUUGACUACCCGCAUGCUCCCAGAUCCACACCGAGAGUCUCCAGGGGGGUGACUUGUCGGGUGCGGGCUUCCAGAUGGGGGAUGAGGGGCCAGGAAGCGCGGUGCAUCUGCUGUGCCUCGCAGCCUCUAGCGGGGUUCCCCUGUUCUGUCGGAGUAGCAGCGGCGGCGCCCCCUCCCGUCAACAGCUUCCUUUCUCUGUCAUCGGCUCUCUCAAUGGAGUCCACAUGUUCGGCCAGAAUCUGGAUGUGCAACUGAACUCGGCAAGAACGGAAGACACAACCGUAGUGUGGAAGAACUUCCAUGACAGUAUCACCCUCAUUGUUCUGUCAUCUGAGGAGGGCACCUCUGAGCUGAGGCUGGAAAGAAUGCUCCACAUGGUGUUUGGGGCCAUGGUUCUCAUUGUGGGACUUGAGGAGCUGACCAAUAUCCGGAAUGUAGAAAGACUGAAGAAAGAAUUGAGGGUGAGGCUGUGGGAUGCCAGCUACUGUCUCAUUGACAGCUUCCUGGGGAACUCAGAGCUCAUCGGAGACCUGACCCAGUGUGUGGACUGUGUCAUUCCUCCAGAGGGGUCUGCCAUGCAGGAAACCCUUUCAGGGUUUGCGGAGGCCACUGGCACAGCCUUUGUCAGCCUGCUUGUAUCAGGCCGAGUAGUGGCAGCGACGGAGGGCUGGUGGCGCCUAGGCAUGCCUGAAGCUGUACUACUCCCCUGGCUGGUGGGGUCUUUGCCACCACAAGCUGCUCGCGACUACCCAGUGUAUCUGCCCCACGGGAGCCCCACGGUCCCACACAGGUUGUUGACCUUGACGCUGCUGCGGGGCCUGGAGCUGUGUCUGCUGUGCGGGCCGCGCCCGCCCCUCGGCCAGCUGGACCCACAGUUGCUGGAACGCUGGUGGCAGCCUCUGCUGGAGCCCCUCCGGGCCUGCCUGCCGCUGGGCCCUAGGGCGCUUCCCGAAGGGUUCCCGCUACACAGCGAUAUUCUUGGUCUGUUGUUACUCCACUUGGAACUGCGACGCUGCCUCUUUACCGUGGAACCCUCCAAGGAUAAAGAGCCUUCCCCUGAGCAGCGCAGGCGCCUCCUUAGAAACUUCUACACGCUGGUGGCCACCACCCACUUCCCGCCAGAACCGGGGCCUGCAGAGAAACAAGAGGACACAGUCCACGCAGCCCAGACGCCCAGAGCCUGCUAUCUCGUGCUAGGGCCAGGCAUGGGGUGGCAGCUGGUGGCUGUGCAGCUAGGGCUCCGGCUGCUGCUGUUGCUGCUGUCCCCUCAGACCCCCACCCACGGGCUGCGAAGCCUGGCCACCCGCACUCUGCAAACCCUCACCCCGCUCCUCUGAUCACUCAGGGUGGGCAGUCAAUAGCUGGGGUAAUAUUAGCGUCUCUCUGUUUAUUCGCUCACAAUAAUACACGGCCCCUGGAUGGGGAAAGGGAGGAAGGGGGAGGGUGACGGGGAAGGGGGGGAGAGGUACCUACUUCCUUGGCCCCUCUCCCCUCUGUGCUUCGGGGGACAAGGGAGGGAGGGUGCUUCCCUUGACCCCCCCUAGAAUGUAAACAGCAGCAGAUGAACAAAAAUAAAAUACAAAAGGCCAGAGGGAGCUCCCAGGCGCCCCCA
Mus caroli (Ryukyu mouse) is the source of this 1719-nucleotide messenger RNA. RefSeq names its product fuzzy planar cell polarity protein (gene Fuz). The record is from RefSeq and is a predicted model, not a curated record. Gene Ontology annotation, biological process: non-motile cilium assembly; vesicle-mediated transport. Lineage: Eukaryota; Metazoa; Chordata; Mammalia; Rodentia; Muridae.